Molecule: messenger RNA, 159 nt
Organism: Prunus armeniaca (apricot)
Lineage: Eukaryota; Viridiplantae; Streptophyta; Magnoliopsida; Rosales; Rosaceae
Source: the annotation of a GenBank genome assembly
AUGGUGCCUUUGGCGAUGACGGAGUGUACCUUGGUGGCUAGCAUCAAUAGGGGUCUCAAGGCCAUCUACGCCUCUGGUGGGGCCAUUAGUGUCCUCCACAAAGACGCCAUGGCCAAAGCUCCAAUUGUUAGGUUUGGCUAUGCUGUUAGGGCUGCAUAG